Molecule: messenger RNA, 2464 nt
Organism: Rubroshorea leprosula
Lineage: Eukaryota; Viridiplantae; Streptophyta; Magnoliopsida; Malvales; Dipterocarpaceae
Source: the annotation of a GenBank genome assembly
GUGGACAAAAAAAUUUUGCCAUCGUCUUCAUCAUCCUAACUUCCUUGGGAAACCCAGAAACUGGGUUCCUCUGGGUUCCUCUGGGUUCUGCGCGGAACCCAGCUGGGUUCUCGUGGAAUCCACGAUUUUUUUUUCUGUUUUUGUAGUCGAAUUUCGGCGUGGUUUUAACUUCUAUGUUUCAUUGAUUUCCAUCAGUAUUUUUUCGAAUUUUUUCGGUUGUGUACGUUUUGUUUCGAUUUUUAGUUAAAACGUUUCGUCGAUUGUGUAUGGGCUUUUCGUCAAUAAGAAAGCAGCCGUCACAUAAGCUGGGAAGAAACCGGGGAAGGCGGCUAAGGAUCCAAACAAACCAAAGAGGCCUGCCAGUGCCUUCUUCGUAUUCAUGUAAUUAUUAUCACCGCCUCUAUAAAUAUCUCGUUACUAAUGAAGAAUCCUCUUUCCGUCAAAUAUCUUUGGCAUUAACAUUCAAACAAACCGUUGAAGAAGUGAACAUAACAAUCUUUAAAAAAUCAUGGAUUCCACGGGGAACCCAGAUCCGGGCUCCUCGUGGAUUCCACGGGGAACCCAGCGCGGAACCCAGCUGGGUUCCCUGUGGAAUCCAGAGGAACCCAGUUUCUGGAGGAACCCAGUUUCUGGGUUUCCCAAGGAAGUUAGGAUGAUGAAGACGAUGGCAAAGAACAGUGAAGAUGAUGCCGAGGAUGAGGAGGAGGAUAAGGCAUCUAAAGCCAUGCCACCGAGAAAGAGCAGAGACAAAGAGGUUCAGCCAGCCCAAGCUGAACAUGCAAAUGAUCCCAUCACUUUUCUCCCAGUGUCACCUUUGGCAAAACGGUCCUAUGGCAAUCCAAUUUUCAAAGAAAGGGAUGCAAACCACAGAGAUGACUUUGCUGAAUCAAGUAAUGUAUUUAGAGGUAUGACUGAGCGUCUGGAUUUAGCAUUCAAAGAACAGAACCAGGCUAUGCGGAGACUUGUUGAGAGUCAAGCAGAAUCCUCUAGACAUGAGGAAGAGUUAAUUAGACAAUGUAUAGAAGAAAUGAGACGGGUCUUUGAAAAAGGCACUAGGGUGAUACGAGAAACUGAGGAAGAAAGUCACAGACCACUACAAGCUAUUUCAGAACAAGUAGUUGAGCAAGUGCGACAGCCCAGACCUGAGAUCCUUCCUCUAAUCGUUGAAAUGCCCAGACAGAUUCGGGAAGCCCCAAUCCCAGCACUCGGGGGGCAAGGGAAUCAGCCUCAUCCUAAUAUUCAACAGCAGCAUUUUGUCAUUGGUGAAAGGCAAAGACAACACCAAUUGAUGGAGGUUGUUACUCCUGUUGCAGACCACGACCAUCAACCUCAGCAUAAGUAUAUUCUGCCAACUAGGAAGGGAAAUGUGGGUCCUCAUCAUCAACCUUGUCCAAGGGACUUUUUCCAGCCACAAGUUCCUCCAGCCCAGCCGGUACGGCGUGGUCUGCAGAAUCAACCAGCUCAAUUCUUCAAUAGAGACCAUGGGCCAGCCUUGAGGCCAUUGGAAAAGAUUGAUAAGGGUAUCUUGAAAUUUCCAAACAAAGCGAAGGAAACCAUGGGAGUGGAUGCAGAUCCUUUUCCAGCUGUGUCUAUGGGCGUGAAUGUUGCAAACCUUAGGAGUGUGGCCAAAAAUCAUAAUCUGCCUCAUGCUUACAGGAAUCUUGCUGCUGAAGACCUGAGGUGGGUUCUUGAGGCACGGAGAUCUAGACAUAGCAGGAGUGUCAGAUCAGACCAGCAGAGGCUCGGGGGGCAAGGAAGGAUCACUGUGACUAGGAACUUCAAUCCAAAAGGUGCUAGAGGUUACUCAACUGGUACUAGAUCUCCAAGGAUGGUCAAACCGCCACUUAAGUCACCUUCCAGAUGGUGGGAGAAAAUUAGUCAUCCCAAGUUUCCAGCCCAGAAUCCCAGAACCUUGACGCGCAAACUGCAACACAAGAGGGCUGAAGAACGAAAAAGGCAACAGAAGCAGGUGGAGGCUGAGGGAAGUUCAUCUCACAGACCACGCCAACCUAUGAAAAGGAACAUGGUCUGGGUGAGAAAAGAGAAAAAGGAGGCUGUAACCCAGACUCUACAGAAGGAGGAUGACCAAUCUUCAGCCUCUCCAAAGGUGGCGUCUGUCAUUGUGAGUCCAGACAGAGUUUUGAAAGCAACUUUUGAAGCACAAGAACAGUCUGGGAAUCGUGGAUCUGAAUCAAAAGAAGAUGGCACUAUUCAUUUUGGGGAAUUCUCAAUGAAUUUGUCAUGUCUGGUGCUGACAUUACCCUUGGUUUUCCAAGCCAAGAAGAAGGAGGAACCAAUCGUCUACGAGUUCCCAAAACAGACAGAAGAAGAGAAGAAAAGAUGGCCAGACACAUUAGGCCACUUUAUAUCAAUGCUCACAUGGAUGGGACUCCAAUCAGCCGUGUCUUGGUGGAUAAUGGAGCUGCAGUCAAUGUCCUUCCAACUUGCAUGCUCUACAAAAUAG